This is a messenger RNA of Cynara cardunculus var. scolymus (artichoke), 1027 nucleotides long. RefSeq names its product acid phosphatase 1-like. Gene Ontology annotation, molecular function: acid phosphatase activity. The transcript is spliced from 3 exons. The coding region runs from base 53 to 850 and encodes 265 amino acids. NCBI's taxonomy places the organism in Eukaryota, Viridiplantae, Streptophyta, Magnoliopsida, Asterales, Asteraceae. The record is from RefSeq and is a predicted model, not a curated record.
UUUCAUCGACGACGCCUUCAUAUCUGGGGAAGUCCUCUCCCUUCGUUCCGUUAUGGAUUCCGGCCGAUUUGCCGUCGCACUCCUCUUCCUCUUCCUCUUCUCAUUUGCUACCGGUUCCUUAUCGGAACGAUUGAUCCGUAUGCCUUCGGGAGAUCGAGGUGCCUCGGUCUAUUCCGGUGUCCUCAGUUCUCGGAAAAACGAAUUGUUCUGCGAAAGCUGGAAAUUCUCCAUCGAAACCAAUGACGUCGGAGUGUGGUAUGUUGUUCCGGAAAAGUGCGUGAGUUUCGUCCAGGAGUACAUGAAUGGAGAACGAUAUCGGUCGGAUUCGGAGGUCAUAGCCGAUUACGCAUUGAAGCACGCGAGGACGGUGAAUAUUGCCGGCGACGGCAAGGAUGCUUGGAUCUUCGAUAUCGAUGAGACUUUGCUCUCCAAUAUGCCGUACUAUGUGAAUCACGGAUACGGAUCAGAAGUCUUUGAUGAGAAUUCUUUCAAUGAGUGGGUAGACUUGGCCGAGGCUCCUGCCUUACCAGCAAGUUUGAGGUUGUACACAGAACUUCAACAGCUGGGGUUCAAGAUCUUCUUGUUAACAGGCCGAAGUGAAGAUCAAAGAAAAAGUACAGAUAAGAAUCUCCAGUAUGCUGGAUUCACCAACUAUGAAAAGCUUAUCUUAAGGGGAACAUCAGAUUUAGGUAAACCAGCUACUUUAUACAAAUCCGAGAAGAGACAGGAACUAAAAGAUGAUGGUUAUAGAAUACAUGGUAGCUCGGGAGACCAAUGGAGCGAUUUGUUGGGCUUUGCAAUAGGAAAAAGAUCGUUUAAACUUCCAAAUCCAUUGUAUUACAUUGCCUGAGUUUAGAGCACAAUAUAAUGGUCAAAAUAUCCGUCACUUCUAGUUCUGCGUUGUUGAUUGCUUUCAUGUUUGCGAGCCAUGUUUGUCUGCCUUCAAAUUUGUGUAUUCGCUACUACAUCGUGUAAGGGUCACUUCUAUAUUAAUGGAUACUUAAUGGUAUUUCUUUUUCGUUAGUGA